AUUCCUUCUCCUUCCUUUCCUUUACUAAUUUGUAUCAACGACAGGCUUUGGGAGAGAAGAAUUCACGUACAUAUUUUAGGCGUACUACUUUCAGAAUAACUUGUCUGACACACUCUUGCAAGAUUUGAAGAAAAGUUUUAAAUGCUCAAGGGUAUUUCACUUUCGAUUGGAGACUUGAAGCAUCUAUGAUUCAUUAAUUUGUCUCGUACAGAUAUCGAAAGUCUACAAACGAUUGUAACAACAUCAUUUGUCAGAGAGUAGACCAAAACCCAACGCUUGUCUGAAGAGGAGAGAAUCUAGCAAAUGUGGGUUUUUUGAGGUUGCAGGGCGCUGUUGGCCCCGGCAUCUGCUGCCAGGUCCUCAUCCGCCGGCGCUGCUGCUGUUGUUGCCACAAAAUCGCCGUCGAAAUCGACUGAGACGUGCAAGACGGCAAGUCCCCGGAAGCCUAAAUCGCGCCCUCGAACCAUGGUCCGACCACUGGCAUUCUCAAGGUCGCUCCUGUUUCCCCUGCCUUGGGCGCGUUUCUUGGAGCCAAUGAAGCGUCUCGCAGUGAUGCAGUCAAGCAGAUCUGGUCCUACAUCAAGACCCACGACCUCCAGAACCCAAAUGACAAGAGGGAGAUCUUUUGUGAUGAGAAGCUUAAGGCCCUUUUUGGUGGAAAGGAGAAGGUUGGUUUCUUGGAGAUUGGAAAGUUGCUAGCCCAGCAUUUUGUAAAGACUAAUUGACUGCUCGUUUUCAAAAAUCCAGUUUCUGUUGUCCAACCUCUAUUGAACAAAGCUCUUUUAAAUUCCAUCUAUCUUGAAUCCCUUAUGAUGUAUCCCAAUGAAUAGCUUUUGUUUUAAGAGCAGAACUCCUAGGGUUGAGUUUGCAACUUAACAGGUUUCUAGCUGGACAUGUUGUAAAAAUUUGGUAGGAAGAAGAUGAUUAGCUUUCUUAUUUGCUUUGUGAUUUGAAUUUCACUGUUGGUGAUAUCUGUGCUGCUUCGACUGACUGGUAAUAUAUGGUGGGGAAUACU
Rubroshorea leprosula is the source of this 1015-nucleotide messenger RNA. The record is from the annotation of a GenBank genome assembly. NCBI's taxonomy places the organism in Eukaryota, Viridiplantae, Streptophyta, Magnoliopsida, Malvales, Dipterocarpaceae.